AUGGGGGCCCGGCGGCAGGUGAGAUCUGCUGCUGCUGCAGCAGCAGCAGAUCCAGGGGCCGAGGCCGGCGCCCUGCAGCAGCAGUCUGGCGGUGGGAGCACGUGUGCAAUCGUGCGUGUGCUGCAGCAGCAGCUGCAGCAGCACACAGCAGCAGCAAAUGCAGCAGCAGCAGCGCAGCUAAGCUCCGUCUGGCGGCGGCAGCAAUCUGACCUCUACAGCCGCGCCCACUCCGGGUGUAUGUACACCCGGGAGCUGCCUGCGUUUGCAGACUCGUGGCUGCUGUGCGCUUCAGAUGAGCAGCAGCAGCAGCAGCAAGCAGCAGCAGCAGCAGGCAGUGCUUCCAAGCGUCAGCAGCAGGAGGCUUCUCUCUUUGAGCAGCUGCUGCAGGCCCUUGAAGAGGAAGCAUGUGACCUGGAGCAGCAGGCAGCAGCAGAACAGCAGCAGCAGCAGCAGCAGCAGCCGCUGGGGCCAGAAGCCACAGCUAAGACGCUGCAGCAUCUGCGCAAGGGGCGGCUGCUGCAGCGGGGCCGCUUGUUUGCUGCUGCUGACGCAGACACAGAAAUAUAUAGCAGCAGCAGCGACGAGGAAUGCAGCAGCAGCAGCAACAGCAGCAGCAACCAAGGAGGUUGGCUGCUGCAGCAGCAGCAGCGGUGGCUGAGGUCGCGGAGCCUCCAUGCGCUGCAGCAGCAGCAGCUGCUGCUGUCGACGGACGGCAUUGCUGCAGCAGCAGCAGCAAGCGGAGAAGCAGCAGAACAGCUGCAGCGCAUGCAGCAGCAAAGAAUUGAAGUUGUGGGGCCCCGAAGGGAGCUGCGGCUGUGGCAGGAAGCAGCGCGGUGUCUGUCCACCCCGCGCUGCAGCUUCGUAGAGCUGCUGCUGCAGAGCAGCAGCAGCAGCAGCAGCAAGUCGGCAGUGCAGCUGCUGCUGUCGAAGGACGAAAGAAAGGAGCUGCUGCAGCUGAUGCAGCAGCAGCAGGAGCAGCAGCAGCCCCUCAGCCCGCCCCCCUGCUUCCUGUCCCACGGCUCUGCUGCUCUCAGCUGCAGCAGCUGCUUCUUCUGGCUUCUGCUGCAGCAGCAGCAGCUGCAGCAGCUGCAGCAGGGAACCUGCGUUGCGCGCAGCGGGGGCGUCCACAGCCACCUUGCUCGCUUCCUGAUGCUGCAGCAGCAGCUGCUGCUGCGGCUGCUCCAGCCUGACGCCGCCCUGGAGGAGUUUUUUCCUGCUGCAGAAGUGGCAGCUGAGGCAGCAGCAGCAGCAGCAGCAGCGGCUGCUACUUCAGACGUCGAUGUCAAGAAAGCCGCAAAUGGGCAAAGAGUAUACAUGG
Molecule: messenger RNA, 1318 nt
Organism: Eimeria tenella
Lineage: Eukaryota; Apicomplexa; Conoidasida; Eucoccidiorida; Eimeriidae
Exons: 3
Source: RefSeq, a predicted model, not a curated record